GUAAUCAACAUUUCUUAGUUCGUAGUUACUGUUACAAGUCAAUUAGAAACACCGUACUGGCUCCCAUACCGCAGAUUUCUCAUUCCGAACCCGCGCGAUAACUUGAAGCUACCACUAGGAGUUCCAUACCGGCAUACUGUGCCUCCGCACAGUAAGACAAGUAAGCCAACGCUUUUUCGUCUAGUACCAGAUGCCAAUUCCAAAAGCAUCUUUCUACUCUAGCUUGUUUCGGCGUCGUAACCUGUUUCACUGCCGUAGUAAACAAAAAAAUAUCUACCGGAGAGUAACGGGCAUGCUUGCAGAUAACAGCGGAGCACCGCAGCUUCUCCUUCGACCAAAGGGUGUCAUACGAUGAAUGGCAAUCAAGCGGUAUUGUUUGUGUUUCGGAAGAUCAAUAGGUGCAAGCAAGUGCGGAGGUUCCCUAAGAUUUGGAGAUGACUCUGAACACCGGGCUCUGGAUGUCGGCACUAUGAUAGUACCAUUAUGUGUUAUCGUACCUACCGUAUCAUUGGUGGCAACGAUGGCGCGCGCACGAAUCAGAAUACGAACGGAAACGAAUCGAUGAAGCAUUCUAUUUUUAAGAAUACCGCAGGAAUAUCGUACGCACGAAAGUUCAGGGAUUGACAACAUAACGCGCCAGUAAGAAGUACGGUACUUCGUCUACAAUUAAGAUAGCCCUGCUAAUUAAGGUAUUCUGACACGGGUACGUUCGUGUUGAGGCGGCGAUGAAUUCACUGUUGUUAAAUUUGGAAACGGUGACGCCAUCCGAAUUUCUUGUUCCGCCUGGGAACGAAGAAAAACUUUGAAUAACCCGUGUACGCCCAGUACCGUACCGUACCUAAUACGUACUCGGAAUUCCGGCAGAAGAAGGAAUAACUGGUUUGUUCCAUCGAUUAUGUCACGCUGUCACGAAUUCAAAGUUUCAUCGCCCCUCGACAACACAAAUCAGAACACUUUGCAAGCUGUCAUCUACACGGACUAGCUUAUUACGAUCGAAUCCAACAAACGAAACACGAACAAACAACCAUCAAUCCUUCCAUCCAUCCAUCCACUAUCUAUAAUGAGGGCACAGAACUCCCAUCACAUAGCCACCGGUAGGAACGCAUUCCUGAUUCCGAGAAGGAGAACGACGGCCCGGAUGCCGGCGAUGGCUACCGUUGCAAUCGCGAUUCUUGCGAUCUGGACGGCAUCAAACGGAGGCGGUGGACGAAGCGUGGUGGAAGCAAGGGUGCCCCUUCACACCGCACACAAGGCGGCCGCAGACGGAGACAGGGACAGAGAAUCAGCGGCGCCGCAAGUGUACCUCGGAAAGUACCAUCCCGUCGGUCGGGACAACGAGGUACGCCGGGUCCAUUGGGGUGUUGUGGAAUUGGGUUGUGUGUUGGUUUGUGUUGGGCUUGGCCGGGUACUGGUUGGAUUCCAUUGCAUUGUGCCGAAGUUUUAUUGAAUUGUAUCAUGCAUCGACCAGGGUAUUGCACUGACUUCCAAUGACUCACUUCUUUCGCGAUGUUUUUGUACCGUACUGGUUUGUUGCGAUAAAUUCAAUCCUUUCUUGCGUUCGUUUUGUCAUGGGUCUGGUCAUUGUAGAAUCCCCGGGGAACGAUCGCAUUGUGUGGAACCCAGCAAAGGGGAUGCCUGGCGGUACCAGAGAAAGGGUGCAACAGCAGCAGCAGCAGCAGCAACAACAACGAGGGCCAAACGACCAUGCUGAAGAUGGGCCUGGGUGCAUCGGCUUCCAGCCGGACCAGCAGCGGCGGCUGUGCGGGAGGAGGAUCCGAAGGGGCAGCCCCCGCGAUCGGCCCCCUCGACGAAAUCGGAACGGAGAAGCAGCAAUGGAUCUACACCUCCAGGGGGUUGCUGACCACCAAGCCAACGUGGAGUGGAGAAGGCCAGGGCGAGAACAAAAAGGCCAUCAAAGCGCAAUGCCUUUCGCCACUCGUGGAGGACCGGGGCGGAAGCUCGUCGGGACGGUUCUCCUUCUGGAAGGAGAACCACCACUCCCUUGCGGGGCACUGGCACUACCCACUCGGUCUAGUCGACUGUCCGGACAGCGACGACAGCGAAAGCCAAAAGAACCGGAACGUCCGGUUUCUGGUCCAGCGCAACGGGCUGGUCCGGUCCCUGGCGAGGGUCCUCGACCCGGUGACCCUCAGGGACAUUAGCACCACCGAUCCCUACUGCGUGGCAGCGGAACCCAGCGGGGCCGUCUCCCUCUUGCCCUGCGAUCCGCAGGACCCGAGCCAGGCCUUUCUGGCCUUUGGGCAGACGGACGCCUUUCUGAUGUUUCUGACCAGCGACGGCAGCGGCAGCAACGAACCCGAGAGCGGGGAGAACACCGUGAUCGAGCUGGCCUACCACCUGGGGUCGGCCUCCUUUUCGGAAGCGGGGGCCGGUACAACGGCCGGCGAGGAGGACGAAGCCCCUCGGGACUCCCUGUCGCGGACCUGGGACCACACCGGAUACGCCCCGCACCAGCAGGAAGCCGACCAAAGCGAUCCUUCUUCCGCGGGUUCCUUCCAGAACCCCCGCAUCGUCGUCACCCACGGCGGGGAGCCGGUCUUUGAGAGCCCUCCCAUCGUCUUGCCCGGAAGCGGGGGCACCAACGCGAAUGCCAACGCCAAUGCCAAUGCCAACGCCGCCACGAAUGCCUUUGGGGACGUCCUGUGGUUCGACCUCGGUCCCUCCCAGCGGGAGGGAACCUACGUGGCGAGGUUCGAGCCGGAAAAGGCCGGCGCCGGUGGCCUCCUCCCGCCGCUCGUGCGGGAGGCCAUGGACACGGUCGUGGUGGAAGCGGAGCCCGUUGACGAAGGGCCGGGGGCCCGCGUGAUCUGGAUCCUGUCGGGUGCGGCCGGCGGCCUGGUUCUGCUGGGCCUUGGCGCAGCGGCGGCCUUUCGCGGUCCCGCUGGUUCGCCGCUCGGCUCCCGGAAGGGAGGCCUUGUGGCGGCCGAACCGGAGGAUCCGCCGCCCGCGUCGGUCGCAAGGGCAAGCGGAGCGGGCAGUCCCGGCGACGGAUUAUUCGUGGACGAGUACGCCUAGCGAAUGGGAAACGCCCUUCCCCGCAGCGAUUGGAUCGGUUUCGGUUGGUCGCGCUGCGUUUUGAUUCGAUUCGAUUCGAUCGGCGUGGAGAACAGCCACACGGGAGGCAACUAGUCCUCUUUGCUUCUUUCAUGGCAAUCUUUCUCAUGACUGUUUCCUUGCUCCCCACACAAAUCACUGUCUUCUGUAUCAUCUGCGCCCUGUACAUUCAUGAUCACAAUGCACUACAUAUUUUUUCGUUCUUAGCUAUAAAUCAAUAUAACAAUU
Molecule: messenger RNA, 3303 nt
Organism: Pseudo-nitzschia multistriata
Lineage: Eukaryota; Bacillariophyta; Bacillariophyceae; Bacillariales; Bacillariaceae
Source: the annotation of a GenBank genome assembly